AUGGUCAAUGAAGGCAUUAAAAAUUUGGCUAUAUACUGUGUCUAUGUGCGAAAUCAUUCGGAAAGUGGCACGUUUCAAGGAGUCAUCGACGAUCUUCCACGAAUCGUCCGAAUGGGCAUUGAUGUUAUAUGGCUUUUACCCAUUCAUCCGAUUGGUAUAACUAAUCGUAAAGGUUCACUUGGUUCGCCAUAUUCGAUAACUGAUUUUCGUGCUAUCAAUCCAGAAUAUGGCACAAUGGACGGUUUUCAUCGUUUAGUGUCAGAAAUUCAUCGACUAGGUAUGAGACUCAUGAUUGACAUUGUCUACCGACACACUAGCCACGAUUGUUCAUGGGUAACAGAACAUCCAGAAUGGUAUAUAAGAGAUAAAAAGGACAAUCCUAUUUCUUUAAUGCCUCAAUGGACGGAUAUUUUGGAUUUGAAAUUUGAAGAAAAUGAAACGACAUUGUGGCCUGAACUAAUUGAUAUACUAAAGUUUUGGUGCAAACAUGGCGUCGACGGUUUUCGCAUGGAUGUUGCUUCUUGCAUUCCCAUGGAAUUCUGGCGGCAAGCUAGACAUUCCGUGACCGAAGUAAAUCCUCGUUGUAUCUGGUUGGCUGAAUCAAUUUGGUUCAGUGCCAUGAAAAGUUAUCGUAAUAGCAACGGAUUAAUCCAUACGGAUGCAGAACUCUAUCAAACAUUCGAUGUGUGUUAUGACUAUGAUCUGUAUGUGGCGUGGCGUGCUACCGUGCAAGGAGCCAUGCCGAUCAAAUCCUAUCUCGAACUUGUUCGUCUUCAAGCAUUCAUCUAUCCAAAAGACUUUAUCAAACUGAGAUUUGUCGAAAACCACGAUCAGAAUCGAAUUGCGUACAUCAGUCGAGACAAUCGAUGGAAAGCAUUGGCAUGGACAGGUCAGUUAAGACUUAGCAAAUAUUGUUUCUACUAG
Molecule: messenger RNA, 924 nt
Organism: Didymodactylos carnosus
Lineage: Eukaryota; Metazoa; Rotifera; Eurotatoria; Philodinida; Philodinidae
Source: the annotation of a GenBank genome assembly